AUGCAAUAUUCAACACUUUUUGUCUCUUUCCUUUUCUCUACUGCUGUGGCAGCUCAGGGUUAUAAUGGAACCCUUACCGAGACACAGACAUGCAAAGAGAUGUUGAAGUUAAACGCCUUGGUUCAAUUGGCCAGCAAUCAAACCAAGGUCGAUGCUAUUACCGGAAAUAACGCAACAAGAGCUGCUUCUCUCCAGGCUAAAGCUUCCGCCGCUUCUGUGAAACUCACAGAGCUUCAAAGCAACACUACCCUCAUGGCCGACUGUGCUGUCAUCGAUUCAGCAAUCAUGACCAAUUCAACAUGCAACCAACAAUUUCUCCUCCAAAAAUUCGUCGACUUCGCCGCCAACCAAACACUCGUUACCGCCACCGUCAACAACGACAUGACCAAAGUCGCAGAAAUCGAACUCAAAGCCUCGGAUGCCGCGGAAAAACUUCAAACCUUACAAUCAAAUGCUACUUUACAAGCAGCGUGUCCUGCAGUCUUCAUGGCUGAUGAAUGUAAAAUGGUCGUUGCCCUUCAGAAAAUCGCGAAUCUGGGAAUGGAUGAUGAGAAGUUGAAUAAGAUUGCGAAGGGCAAUUCGACAAAGGAGGAUAAUAUUAAGGCGGCCGCUAGUGUCGCCGGUAUGCAGGUUAUGAUGUUGGAGGCGAAUGCGACGCUCAUGGCGGAGUGUCAGAGUAUGGGGAUUGAGGUUUCGAAUGCUGCGACCGAAAAAUCGACUUCUUCUUCUUCUUCUUCUUCAACCGCUGAAUCGACCGCGAGUAUUAAUAAGAUGAGUCUUACGGCACUCUUUAUGGGGGGUUUGGCUUUAGGCAUGGCUAUGUUGUAG
Messenger RNA from Botrytis porri, 828 nucleotides. RefSeq lists its product as uncharacterized. NCBI's taxonomy places the organism in Eukaryota, Fungi, Ascomycota, Leotiomycetes, Helotiales, Sclerotiniaceae. The transcript is spliced from 3 exons. The coding region runs from base 1 to 828 and encodes 275 amino acids. The record is from RefSeq and is a predicted model, not a curated record.